GUCUGCCUAAAUACAGGGAGAGCCUCCUCUUGAUCAGAAUCACUGUGUCUGGUUACUAACUGGCUGGCAGAGAAAUCAAACCCGUUUCCUCCAAAGGAUUUACUACAAAGCAAAACCUUGAGGGCAGCGAGAAAAUACCCCAAGAAAUACCCAAGCCCUCAAAUACAGUCUGAGUUGGACUAACAGGACGUGAACAGUAGACAGGCGACAGGCAGAGAGCCCCCUGACUGACUGAGCUUUUUGGAUCACACACACACACAUCUGCCAAGAUGUGGAAGAAGUCAAAGGUCACAGACCAGACGGCCACUGGCCAAGGAGGCCCUUCAGAGGCUGAACAGGAAGAAGAGAAAAAAGCUGGCAUCAAGAAGAGGUCCAAGGUCCCUGGGGUCAUGAUCACGCAGUUUAUAGAGGUUCUACCAGAGGGCAAGAGCACCCCAGACUUCCUUCGCAAACCCAUCGCUCUAACCAUUCAAGAGGGUAAAUUAGCAAUUUUCAAAGCCAAUGUGUGUGGUGAUCCCAAACCAGAGGUGACAUGGGGAAGAGCUAAGGGGGAUAUGUCAGACAGAGAAAGAUUUCAAAAGAAAUAUGAUGAAGCUACUGGUGAAUACACUUUAGAGAUUCACAGAGUGUCUGGAGAGGAGGCAGACACUUACAAAUGCUAUGCUAUCAAUGAAUAUGGCAAGGCUAUUUGCACUGCAGCAUUGAAUGUGAUUGAGGUUGGAUUCAAGAAGAAGAGGGCCAUGGAGCAGUUAGAAGACAUAGGUUCAGUAGAUCCAGCCGAGUUCAGGAAAUUGCUCAGAAAAAGGAAGGGAGUGGACAAACAGGAAGCUGUGAAAGAACCUGGAGAAAUCGAUGAAAGGUUCUGGGAAAUCAUCAUGAGUGCAGACAGGAAGGACUAUGAACGAAUCUGCGCUGAGUUUGGUGUCAAAGACUUCCGUGUGAUGCUGAAGAAACUCAGUGAGAAGAAAAAGGAGAGACAGGAGGAACAGGCCAAGUAUAUUGAGACCAUCAAUAACCUGAAACAUAUUGAUAUUAAAGGAGUAGGCAUUGCUUCGUUUGAGUUUGACCUUGAGCUCAAAGACCCCGCCAGUAGGAUUUUCCUCUACAAGGAUGGUGUAAUGAUUCCCUAUAGUGAUGAAGAAGAAAUGAAACACAGCUUAAAGACUGUUGGGAAGAAGUUAAUCUUCAGUGUGCGGGACCUUAAGGCAGAGGAUGCUGGGCUCUAUCAGGUGGAUGUCGAGGAGGUCAAUCUCUUCUCUACAGACUUCAGGAUUCCCACAGUGGAUUUCAUUGUCAAGAUCCAAGAGGUGAAGGCCAAAGAGAGAGAGGAUGCUAUGUUUGAGUGUGUGCUGUCACAUCCCUGGCCCAGAAUCAAAUGGAUGGGCAAGAAUGCCACUCUGGAGGAGGGAGAGAAAUACACAAUAACUGUGUCAGAAGACAAGCUGAUCCACAGACUGCUAAUAAAGGACUGUAGCCAGCUGGACAAGGGCAUCUACUCUGCUGCGGCAGGAAUCAAGACAUGCAGUGCCUGGCUGAUAGUGGAAGCUGACAGCGAUCCUGCUUCCCAUGGUAAAAAGAAGACCCGUAAAACAACCCAGGCUGGUGGAACAGGGUUGGAUCUGGGGAAACUGGCUCAAGAGCAGCAGGAAAAACUGGCGAAGGAAAGGCAGGAGCAGAUCGACGCUGCAAACAAGGCCAGAGCAGAGGAGGAGAGGCUUGCCCGAGAGGCACUCCUGGCUCCCCCUCCUGAUACUGGGGAUGGAGACAGUGGGGAAGAUGGAGACAGUGGGGAAGGCAAAGACACCGGAGAUGGAAAAAACAAGUCUAAAAGUGGAUCAAACAAAUCCAAAGAUGUUGGCAAAUCAGUUGGCGAGUCAGUUGGCAAAUCAGUUGGCGAGUCAAUUGGCAAAUCAGUUGGCAAAUCAGUUGGCGAGUCAAUUGGCAAAUCAGUUGGCAAAUCAGUUGGCGAAAUGAAAGACUCUGAAAAGGAAGGAGAUGACAAGAAGAACAAGAAAUCCACUGAUGAUUCUGACAAAGUAUGUAAAAUCAAAGAUGCUGAGAAGGAAAGAGAUGACAAGAACAAGAAAUCCACUGAUGAUUCGGACAAAGGCAAAGAUCCCAAUGGGCAAAGUGGUACAGGAGAAACUGAGGAGUACACUGAUGCAUCUGGCAAGCGUUCAGAGUGCACAAGGCAAGGCCCACUGCUGAAGGACACAGUGAUUGAUCCCAAUGCUCAAAGUGGUACAGGAGAAACUGAGGAGUACACUGAUGCGUCUGGCAAGCGUUCAGAGCGCACAAGGCAAGGCCCACUGCUGAAGGACACAGUGAUUGAUCCAGGAGUUCAGUUUGUAAGCGGGUUGUCAAAUGUCCAUGCCCUCAUCGGCCAGCCUGCUGAACUGAUGUGUAAGCUGAGCAGUGAUAAUUGUGAAGGGGCCUGGUACAGAGAUAGCAAGAAGUUGACAGCAGACGAUGGACACAUAAUGUCCAGAGAUGGUGCAAGCCACAAGCUGGUCAUCAACCGUUGUCAGGAGGAAGACUCUGGAAAAUACCGCUUUGAGGCAGACGGACGUAAAACUGAGGCAAUGCUGAAUGUGGAAGACCCUCCCAGGUUUGACCCUGAUGACCUGUCUGCGUUCUGUCAGCCGGUCAUAGUCAAAGUGGGGAAUAGCACCACGUUCAAACUGCCCUUUGUGGGCCGCGAGCCCAUGAAGAUCCAGUGGUAUAGAAAAGGAGAGGAGCUCCUGGACGAUAACACCACCAAGAUAGAGAAAUCCUUCACCCAAAGCCGCCUGCUCCUCAGCAAGUGCCAGCGCAAAGACACUGGAGAGAUCAAGAUCAAGCUCAAGAACGAACAUGGUACCAUGGAGGCUAUCUCAAGACUCAUCGUCCUCGACAAACCCACCCCGCCCCAGGGCCCUGUGGAGGUCCUCGAGAGCACAGCCUCUUGUAUUCAUAUCAAAUGGAGAGCUCCAAAGGACGACGGUGGCUGCCCAGUAAUAAACUACAACCUGGAGCGCCAGCAAGUUGGCCGCAACACUUGGAAGAAGCUGGGGGACAUCCCUGGCGUGCCCGAAUACAAGGAUAACGACGUGGAACACGGCAGGAAGUAUUGCUAUCGUAUCAGGGUGGUCACCGAGGAGGGCGUCAGUGACAUGAUGGAGACUGAUGACCUCACAGCUGGCACCUUGGCCUUUCCUAGCAGCCCUGCCCCACCAAAAGUGGCUAGUGCUUUUAACAACUGCAUCAACCUGACAUGGUCUACCCCGACCGACACUGGCGGGUCUCGCAUCCUGGGCUACAACUUGGAAAAACGCAAGAAGGGGAGUAAUCUUUGGAGUCCUGUCAACCCUACAGAUGAGCCUAUCCAAGAAAAGAAACGUGCAGUGACAGAUGUUGUAGCAGGGAACGAAUAUGAGUUCAGAGUUUAUGCUAUCAACGUCUCUGGACUCAGCGAGCCCAGUUCCCCUUCAGAGUUUAUUUUCGCAAAGGACCCAAAGAAUCCCCCAGGGAAAGUGGAAGAUCUGAAAGUGGCAGACACAUCCUACACCGCCCUCUCCCUGUCCUGGAACAAACCCACAGAGGAAGUGGGGGUCCAGGAUGAGGCCAAAGGGUAUUUUAUAGAGGUCAGGCAGGCUGAGUGCAUAGACUGGACCCGCUGUAACGUCACCCCCAUCAUCUUGACCACUUUCACUGUGAAAAGCCUGAAGGCCAUGGCCAUGUACUGGGUCAGGGUGAUCGCUAUCAAUGACGGAGGAGAAGGAGUGCCCCAGGAUCUGGACAACUAUAUCCUGGCCAUGCCUCCACCUGUGAGACCAUGCUUCACCGAUAAUAAGAUGAAGAGUUUCGUGGUGGUGAGAGCUGGAAAUUCUGUCAGGAUCCUCUUAAACUUUGAGGCAUCCCCAUGGCCAGAAGUCACGUGGCUGAAGGACGAUGUUCCUUUGCUGAAGCGGGUCAAUAUCUCCAACUCUGAAUCGUCAUCUCAACUUCUGAUCACUUCCUCUGAGCGCUCUGAUUCAGGGAUCUACACCAUAGUGGUCAAAAAUCUAGUGGGCCAGGAGAGCUUCAGCGUGGAGGUCAGGGUUACAGAUGAUCCCAAGCCUCCAGGACCAGUAGAACUUGAGGAGAACGUCCCAAGCACUGUGACUGUGAUUUGGGAGCCAUCCCCUGAUGAGAAGCGUGACGACCACCUUCACUACUCUGUGUCUAAACGGGACUCCACCAAAGGCUCAUGGAGCACGGUGGCCGACAGGCUCUUCAACAACAAGUUCACGGCUUGUAACAUUAUGCCUGGCAGGGAGUACCACUUCAGGGUCUACGCCAAGAAUGACAUGGGCAUGUCUGCUCCGUCUGAGUCUCCCACUUGGGGAAGCGAGAGGAGGAAAGACAAAUUUGUGGUAAACAUGCCAGCCUACAAAACGUGUGAUUUGCGGACCGCUCCAGCCUUCCUUGUGCCACUGAGACAGCACACAGCACCCAAAGGCUACGAGUGCUAUAUGAGCUGUGCCAUAAAGGGAAAUCCCAAGCCUCGCGUCACUUGGUACCGCAACAACAUCAGCCUCAACACUAACACCAACUACUUGAUCACCAACAUCUGUGGUGUCUGCUCCUUGCUGAUACUCCGUGUGACCCCCAAAGACUGGGGCGAGUACAACAUCCAAAUAGAAAGUGCCCUGGGGAGGGCCGAGUCCUCCACCAAACUCACAGUCAGAGAAUGAAGAAACAUUUUACAGUGCUUCAGUGUGUAGAGGCGUUAUUAUGUAUCAAGGUGGAAAAUGUCAAUUUUGUUAUAUGAUUGAAUUAAGUUAUUUUCCAAAAUGCAUGACUGUACUGCUUGUAAGACAUGCACUGUGUUUGUUGAGGCUAGUAAGUAAAAAUGACAAGAGUGAUCGUUUUUGAUCAUUAUGUUUGAUGUGGAUAUUUCACGACCUAAAAGGACCCGAAUCGAGAUGGCAUUGACCCAACCUGGGAGUUGGAGUUUCCUAGACUUAAAUUAAUUCUGAUUCUAAAUCACUUGAGAUUACCAAAACCCUCUCCAAUUUUGUUGUAAUGUUAAACAUACUAAUUUCAUACUGAAUAAUGUUGACAUUCCGAAUAAAAACAUCCUAGAAAGUGACUGAAAGUGUACACACACACAUACAGAAAGUGUUGUGUAAAGCCUGUGGAAGUGAUGGCAAUAGACAUGAAUGCAGUGGACAGAUUACUGUAGGUCCCAUGAAAUACAAAAUAUGACCACAGAAAAUAACUGAGCUGUGCUGUCAAUUUUUUUGAGAACUCAACUAUGUCACUUGUAAGAUGCAAUGCAAAUAAAGGGUUUGGCAAA
This is a messenger RNA of Salmo salar (Atlantic salmon), 5320 nucleotides long. NCBI's taxonomy places the organism in Eukaryota, Metazoa, Chordata, Actinopteri, Salmoniformes, Salmonidae. The record is from RefSeq and is a predicted model, not a curated record.